Molecule: messenger RNA, 13176 nt
Organism: Nyctereutes procyonoides (raccoon dog)
Lineage: Eukaryota; Metazoa; Chordata; Mammalia; Carnivora; Canidae
Gene: PRKAA2
Product: protein kinase AMP-activated catalytic subunit alpha 2
Exons: 9
Coding region: 45-1703 (552 amino acids)
Biological process (GO): intracellular signal transduction; protein phosphorylation
Cellular component (GO): cytoplasm
Molecular function (GO): AMP-activated protein kinase activity; ATP binding
Source: RefSeq, a predicted model, not a curated record
UGGAGCUGAGGAGCCGGCGGCGGGCGAGGCUGCGCGCGCCGAUCAUGGCCGAGAAGCAGAAGCACGACGGGCGGGUGAAGAUCGGCCACUACGUGCUGGGCGACACGCUGGGCGUCGGCACCUUCGGCAAAGUGAAGAUUGGAGAACAUCAAUUGACAGGCCAUAAAGUGGCAGUUAAAAUCUUAAAUAGACAGAAGAUUCGCAGUUUAGAUGUUGUUGGAAAAAUAAAACGAGAAAUUCAAAAUCUAAAACUCUUCCGUCAUCCUCAUAUUAUCAAACUAUACCAGGUGAUCAGCACUCCAACAGAUUUUUUUAUGGUUAUGGAAUAUGUGUCUGGUGGUGAAUUAUUUGACUACAUCUGUAAACAUGGACGGGUUGAAGAGGUGGAAGCAAGGCGACUCUUUCAGCAGAUUCUGUCAGCUGUGGAUUACUGUCAUAGGCAUAUGGUGGUUCAUCGAGACCUGAAACCAGAGAAUGUGUUGUUGGAUGCUCACAUGAAUGCCAAGAUAGCUGAUUUUGGUUUGUCUAAUAUGAUGUCAGAUGGUGAAUUUCUGAGAACUAGUUGUGGAUCUCCAAAUUAUGCAGCACCAGAAGUCAUCUCGGGCAGAUUGUAUGCAGGUCCUGAAGUUGAUAUCUGGAGCUGCGGUGUUAUUUUGUAUGCCCUUCUUUGUGGCACCCUCCCUUUUGAUGAUGAGCAUGUACCUACGUUAUUUAAGAAGAUCCGAGGGGGUGUUUUUUAUAUCCCAGAAUAUCUCAAUCGUUCUGUUGCCACUCUCUUGAUGCACAUGCUGCAAGUUGACCCCCUGAAACGAGCAACUAUCAAAGAUAUAAGAGAGCAUGAAUGGUUUAAACAAGAUUUGCCCAGUUACUUAUUUCCUGAAGACCCCUCCUAUGAUGCUAACGUCAUUGAUGAUGAGGCUGUGAAAGAAGUGUGUGAAAAAUUUGAGUGUACAGAAUCAGAAGUAAUGAACAGUUUAUAUAGUGGUGACCCUCAAGACCAGCUUGCAGUGGCUUAUCAUCUUAUCAUUGACAAUCGGAGAAUAAUGAACCAAGCCAGUGAGUUCUACCUCGCCUCUAGUCCCCCAACUGGUUCUUUUAUGGAUGAUAGUACCAUGCAUAUUCCCCCAGGCCUGAAACCUCAUCCAGAAAGGAUGCCACCUCUUAUAGCAGACAGCCCUAAAGCAAGAUGUCCAUUGGAUGCACUGAAUACAACUAAGCCCAAAUCUUUAGCUGUGAAAAAAGCCAAGUGGCAUCUUGGAAUCAGAAGUCAAAGCAAACCAUAUGACAUUAUGGCUGAAGUCUACCGAGCUAUGAAGCAGCUGGAUUUUGAAUGGAAGGUAGUGAAUGCAUACCAUCUUCGUGUAAGAAGAAAAAAUCCAGUGACUGGCAAUUAUGUGAAAAUGAGUUUACAACUUUACCUGGUUGACAAUAGAAGCUAUCUUUUGGACUUUAAAAGCAUUGAUGAUGAGGUGGUGGAGCAGAGGUCUGGUUCUUCAACACCUCAGCGUUCCUGUUCUGCUGCUGGCUUACAUAGACCAAGGUCAAGUUUUGACUCUGUGACUGCGGAGAGCCAUUCACUUUCUGGCUCUCUUACUGGCUCUUUGACUGGAAGUACAUUGUCUUCAGUUCCACCCCGCCUAGGCAGUCACACCAUGGAUUUUUUUGAAAUGUGUGCCAGUCUGAUCACUACUUUAGCCCGUUGAUGAUGAUUCUCUAGUUUUUGUCUUUCUGUUAUUACACUGUGAAAAUCAGAUAGAUUCUAAAAAUUAUUGUUUUACUUAUGAUAUCACAUACUCUGGAAUACUGAUUGAGAGUCAUGAAUAUUUCCAGGGGACACUCAAUGCCAUUGAAAUUACUGAAAACAAAAAAGUCUGACAUUUUAUUUACCUGAAGACAUCUGUAAUUCUAUUUUGCCUAUGAUAAAUUCAUAGAGGCUCUACCUUUAAUAGGUGAACAUUGAUGAAAAUUAUUGUUAAUUUAAAAUUGUGAGUUCACUACAGAUGAUUAAUACACCUUCACUGGUGAAUCAUCUCAAAGAGUGGUUUGGCCUCACCUCUUGGCUUUACUAUUUAAUGUAGGUAAAUCCAGUUUACUUCCUAAAGUUUGGCAGGCUUUAAGCUGUGUUUAUGCAUCCAGUUCUCUUGCACAAGAAGAAAAAUAAUACAGCCAUUAGUAAGAUAGUAUUUAAAUGUUGAAGCAUUAAAGGCUGGCCCCCCAAAUUUCAGAAGCCAAAUUGUUCUUGUAAUUUUAGCUUUAGCAAAUACUGCCUAGUGUUUAACAGAAGGGCUGUGGUUCUGAAACAGAUAACUGGUUUACAGGUUCCUUAAAAAUAACUUAUAACCAGCUAGAGGUUUUAUUUUGAGAUUUCCUUGAAUAACAUAUUUAUCUUAAGAGUCUUCAAUGUUCUACUUAGUACUGGAACAUCUGGAAUUGCAACAACUUUUGUGUUUUUCAUAAACUUUUUUUAAAAAAAUUAAUAUUUUAAAACAUGCUUUCAAAACUACCUUUCUCAAAUUCUUUUUGGCUCUAUUUAUUUUUGUAUUUUAUCAAGCAUGGUAAAAUAAGUUAAAUGAAACAAAGCAAAAUUAUCAACAGUCCCUUAAAAGAGAACUCUUAUUUUUGAUGUAAUACAUGUGGUGGUGGGGAGUGUGCAUGGGUAUCCCGCUGCAUAUCACAAUACUAAUUCUUCAUCUGAAGUUCAAGUUUGUUAUUGCAACCAUCCCCCUCCCUCACCUCCCCACCACCACUGUCUUUGUUUUUUGAUCCUUCGUGGCUGAUAGACUUAGCUUUUAAAUCUUUUCUGCUUUCCUUUCUCUAUUCUCUAUCUUGGUUGCUAGCCAUUCAGUUUGAAAACAGCUUUCUGGCCCAAAGGGCCUUUGUGUACUUCCUAAGCUUUUUAGGCACUGACCUUCACUGUUGAGGCUGUUAGGGUAGGGAAGCCUUAAAUAUUAAAAAAAAAAAAUUCUCUUGAAUAAAUAUAUGUGUUGUUUAUAUAUAUACAUAUAUGUAUUCACACACCAGGGCUUUUAAAGGAAAACCAAACUGUUUUGCUUUGUGCAGGUUUUUUUUUUUUUUAAGAUUAAAAAGAAACCUAUAUACAGCAGAGUAGAUAAUAGCUUGUUGCUUAUACUGUUUUAGUGAAAGUAUUUAAUUUUUAAAUUAUGUGUAAUUUAUCUAAUUUGUAUUUAUUCAUUUGUUUAACGUGAUGUAAUUAACACUCUCAUUCACCUGACCCACCCUAGAAAAGAUUAAGCUCUUGAAAACAGGUUUCUCUUUGCCAAAAAUAAUGUUUUCUACCAAGAAGCAAAUGAAAAUCUGGCCAAGUUUCUCUUAUAAGAGUUUAUGAAAGAUAAGCAUGCCUGUCUUUAAGUAGUUUUGAGUCAGGAGUUUGCGGUAUGUCACAUCAUAUUAGUUUAUAGAAUUUAAAAAAAAAUGGUGUUAAGUUAAUCUUAAGUUUGAGUUCUUAAUAUCAAAAGGAAUUGUUGCUCCCCAAUUUGGGAAAGAGGGUGGGUUUGCAUUAAACUGUUUUAAGUUUAAACCUUGGAAAGAUUGCCAUCUAGUGGCACCAAAGGGUACUUUUUAUGAUUGUUUUUUACAGGGAUAAGCAGUCUAGCUGUAUUAGUCUGAUGUGCAUAUACAUAAGGCAUAAUAUUGGCCUCUCCAAAUGUGUAAAUACCUCUUUUGGGAAAAACAGGGCCACCUCAUAAUAUGUGCUUGACUAUGAAUGGGAUGACCUUAGAAAUAAGGAAUUAAUCUAAUGAUUCCUUAUCCCCAAUGAUAAAAUCCCUAACAAUUUUGAAGGUGGAGAAACAGCAGCAAGGAAGACAGUAACAUUUUAGCUUUGUUAGUCUAAUCAGAUAUUAAAAACUUAUUUAUAUCAAAAUUACUUUAUAUGGGUGGUUAUGUUAUUUGAGAAUUAGAAAUAUUAUAUACUAUUUUCUCAUUCUUGCCAUUAUUCGUGAAUAUCUACAUUUUGAUGACAACCUGUUGAAUAUUAGGAAAACCAGCAUUGCAGUUUCAGUUCUUGUAUGCUUACAUUUUUAAAGCACAGAAACUCUGAAUCUAGAAGGUUUAGUACAUUGCUUUAUAUAGAAAAGAUUUCAGGGGGCUCAGCCCAACAUAAUAGGGGCUAGAACAUUGUCACAGGAGGCUUUUGUUGCUAAUGGGCAGGAAGAUAGAAUCAGUUGCUAAAUUUACACAUUUCAGUCUUGUAAGCUGGUUAAUUGUGGAUGUGGUAUGUGGUGGUUAGAUCUGGGAUGGGAAGAAUUUCUUCAAGUUAAGAUUUUGGAGGAGAGCUUCUAUUAUUAGGUUAGAAAAGACUUAGCUACAUCAUGGAAAUGGACUCCAUAUGGUUCUAAAAAGCAGUUCUCACACUGUAUCCCUGAGGUGCUCUGCUGAAAAACGAGUCUAUUGAGCAAGUUUGGAAAAUGUUAGAUGCCACACUCCUGCUUGAAGAUGACAAUAGAUAUGAGCAUUAAAGACUUUGAAAAGCCCUUCAGUGAAAAAAAAAUUUGACUUUAACCCUGCUUUGCCCAAAUUAAUUUAACUAUAUUUUAAAUUUAAUUGCCCAUGGGAAAGCACAAAUUUGAAAAAUACUGUUUUUGGAAAAUUAUUGUCCCAGGUUUCUGGAAUUGGUUAAUUAUGUUUAUUAAUACAUACAUGUAAUUAUGUAAUUAUAACUACAGAGGAAGGAAUAGAAUUAAGAUUUCUUUUCUUAUCUUUUGGAGACAAUAUGGUUCAGAAUCAGAAAAAUUUCAUUUUAACCCGUGGACAUAUCCAUUUUGAGCAAAUGCUGGACUAAACAGAAAUUUUAUGUCUGCGAUGUAUUUCAUAGUACCUUGAUUUUCUUAAUCAGGUUGUGAUUUGUUUGGGAGCAAAAUUUAUUUUUUGUUGUGUGGAAUGGAUAGCUGAAAAACCUUAAACCAGAUUACCUGGAAAAAAGGGCUAAGAAACUAGUGACUAAUGCUUAUGGCUCUAUGGCUUCUGUGGGCAGUGAGUCCAUGACAUUGAUUCUUACUCUAAAAAUGUGUAGUCAGUGAACAUUUUCUAAAUACUUUUAUAUUGGACAGCAUAUUUAGCUCUAAUUCUUGUAAUAUUUUAAUGUAGGAACAGAUAACAAAUUGAAUAGGGACGUAGGCAAACUAUUUCAAGUUGGGCUUUUGAUUUGAUUAACAAACUUUUGACACACUUUUGUAAUCUCGAGUGUUUGCUUUCCUUGAUAUUAGCCAUCUAUAACAAGAAUCUAGGAGCCUAAAUUAAUUAGAAGUACCAGUAUUUCUCAGUCAGGGAAUUGGCUAUAUGUUUUAAAAACAAUUCUCCAUUUUCUGCAAAUAGGGUUCCCAUGACAGUUACUAAUUGUGGGCUUGCUUUUUAUUCUCUAGCCAGUUUGUACUCAGGGAAAAUAAAUUGGUUUUUUAUAUUAGAAGAGACAUAACUGAGAAAACAACCAUAGACAACUGUUACAGUUUUCUUGACUAUUUGAAUUUAUCUGUAGCUUCUAUUAAUGUGCAGUAUACUGAAUUAAUAUAAGCACUGUACCUUCCACUUAUAAAAUGUAAAAGCUUAGAAUGUGGUUACCACAGACACUACUGUAUCUAUGUUUAUUCACUGGUUAAUAAUUUAAAUUCUAUUAAUGACUGGAAAUCUCAAUAUCUAAAUGCUAAACAUGUUCACAGUUUUAUCUGUUUAUGUUUUUAAAGAACUCCACCUUUUCAAUCUGGCAUUUCUUUACUUGGUCAUUCUAUCACUCUGUGACUUUUUAAAUAGGGAAUUAAUUUAUUUUAAUAAUAGUUUUCAGAAGGUCUAUUAGAAAUAUCUGGUUGAGGGAUAUGUGCAAUCUGCUGGUAAUUCACACCUAUGUUGGGCCUCAGUUUGUAACCCUUAAAGUGGGAGGAAUAGACUAAAAGGCCUCCAAGGUACCUUUGAGCUUUAAAGUUGUGUCUUUGCCCUUUUCAUGUGAUUUGUGUUAGUGUUCACUUUUUAUAUAUUUAGAGAUUUUUAUAUUAGUGUGAAUGUUCUGUAUUUGUUUGGUGAGGCAUUUUAAAGGUAUAUACUUGAAAAAAAUAUAAAUACAGCUGUUCUUUGGAACACAAAUGGGAAAAAUCAUCCAGAAAACCAAACAUGUUGAAACAUCAUGUGCACCAUAAGUAAAAAACUACUAUUUUGAAGUAUUGGAAGUGUUCCAUAUAAUUUUAUAGUGAUUUUUAGAUUCAGAGACCAUAUCUAUUAACUUAUUUAAUACAUUAAUCUUGUGAGGUAUAACCAUUCUCCAAAUGAGGGAGCAGGACCACAAAGUUCUUCAUAAAGCUUUAAUGCCAUGCAAGUAUUCAGCGGUGAUCACUGCUCUUAAUAUGCCACCUUCCUCCAGGAGAGAACAGUCUGAAUCACUGAAACAUCGGAGUAGUUGAGUAAUAAACACAUAUAUGUAUGGCCUUCAAGUCUUAGAGUGAUAUAAAGUAGUCUUAACUGAAUAUUUCUUAGUUUAAUUAUUUGAACCGGUUGAUUGUACUGACUAUAAUUAUCUGAAGUAUUUAUGAUGAGCAUAUUGUUAUUUCUAAGUACUUCUGAGUUAUUGAGGGUGCUUAUAAAAUACUGAAGAAAGCAUGAUUCUUCCUUUAGUUUUAUUUAUAUGAAUCUUGUAGCACAGUCUUUUAUAAAAAGUAAAACUAGCCCCAGCCCCAAUCUUAAAUUAUCAUAGUUUUUCAUUAUCCAAUAAAUUAGGCUUAUCUGAAAUUCAUAUGCAGAUUGAUAAUUUUUCAUUUUGUAUUGGUAUUUAGAUGGUAAACACUUUUCACAGAGUAUAUUUCUGUUCACAAACUACUUAAUUAGUAUUGGCUUGAUAUUCUCCCAAAUCUUACAGAACUUUGAAAUGUCCUUUGUUUGAUGAGUUUCAAAAACGAUAUGUUACUUAAGUAAGUGCUGGCAUCCUUACUAAUCUUUCCACAUACAAAAUCUUGAUGCAUUUGAUGCCACUGAACAAUAGUAGCAUAAAGAACAGGACUCACAGUCUAGACUGGAUUGAGUUUUAAUUAAACUUUUUCAGCCAUAACCUGAUAAGAAUCAGUUUGGGUCUAGAAGUAACCAGACUGUGGGCCUGUAUUACUGUAGUGAGCCAGUGUUUGUGUUUAGUGCCACACUUGCAGAGCAGUGCCAGUUUGCAGCUGAGACUGUCAUGUGACUUUUGGUAACUACUUGUUUAUAUCCAAAAGCAGUUUAGAUUUUAUGGAAGUAGCUCAUGAUUGUUUGCACAAGCAAGGUAGGUGAAUUUCAGUUAUAUUUAAAGUGCAAUUAUGGAAACCCUAGAGUAGUGUGUUCUUUCCAGGAAAAAAACCUUAAGUGUAUUUGUAGACUAUCCUAGCCUGACAACUUUUCUGAACAUACAUAAAAUUUUGACAAGGUUCAUGCGUGUGAUUUUUCAAGUUACCUAUUUUGUGUUGAUUUAAAAUUUCAAGGAGAAAUAGAAAUGUUCUAGCCAAGGAGAACUGCAUAGUUAAUUUUUUGCUGCUAACAUAAGCAUUUAUUUCUCACAGCUAAGAAUCUCUUUUAAGUUAGUUUUGUUACAAAGAAAGGCCAUUCUUCUAAGACGGAUGACAUUUUCCUGAAUGGAAAAUGAAAUAGAUCCAUUGCUCUGAACAAAACACCUUAAAUUUGUGCCUUUUCAAAUUAUAGGAAUAGUAAUAAUUAGUCAAAUAUUUGUCUGAACUCUUUUUUUUCCUAAUUGCUCUCAUUUUUCCUUAGAUCUGCCCUCCACAAACGGUUACAUUGUUUGCUUUUGCCUGUUGGCUUUUCAGGCUCCUUUGGCCAGACCUCACCCUAUCACUGUCAGAAGCUGUUCACUGGAUGUAUUUUUCUAUUCCUUUUAUGUUGCUUUACUUUUUAAGUAACUUUGGUGAAACUCUGGCUGCUUUCUCAUGUUUUUAAAAUGAAUGCAAUGAUUAACAAUCUUUACAUUUCAACCCUUUAAAAUGUUUGUAAAGGCAAGAAAUAAUGUAGAAUGAACAGAAAUCUAAUUUGGAAUGUGAUUCUCAGUUUGGUUGAAUUUUCUCAUCUACAAAAUGUGGACAAUAACCUACCUCACAGAUGUGUGUGAGUAACUGUUUGCAGGCCCUUGCUUAAAUACAGGGUUUAUCAUCAUAUUUAAGGUAAAUCCCUUCCUAUUUUUUUUUUAAAGUGAGUAUCUUUGAUACUGAUAGGAUGAGUAUCGAUUUUAGGUAAGUCUCAUGUGGUAAGAAUAUAGUGGUAAAAAGAUUUAAGACUACAGUUUCACAAAUUAUGGUAUUCUUUUAUGAUUAUUUCUUGAAAAUAUCAAGUACUCAAAUUUUGAAUUUGUCUUUUGUGGCAACGAAUAUUCAGAACCUCUUAAAAUGUUGGCUGAAGCUGCCUUAAUGUACCAAAAUACAGCUUUCUCUCAAGACUGUUCACAAAUAUCUCUGGUUGUACAAUGUUUAGUGUGUUUAAUAUAAAAUUGUUAGAGAACUGUGAACUCUCAGCAGAGUAAUCUAAAUAUUGUUUUAAGAAGAAUGCUUGUGUUCUUUGUCAAGUAUGCUUAAAUAUAAAGUGGAUUUUGAGUGCAACAAAAAAAACUGAAAGUUGAUAGCCAUCAGUUAUGACCAUGACAAUCAUAAGAAAAUGUAAGAUUGGAUAUUAAUUAGUCAAAAAAUUUUCAAUAUCCUGCAUUCAUUCUUUCUUCGUCUAUUUUUGAAAAAGAAUAUCCCGUAGGCUAAUACAUUCACCUGUUGAAGCACUUGAUAUGUAUCUAUUAAAAUCUUUUUAAAACUUUGGAAAUUGAGAUCACUUUUUAUAAUUUAUCUCUAGAAAAAGGAAAAAAAGCCCCGACUUUGAGUGCUUUUGUGUUUUAAUGCCAUAGAUUCAAAUUUCAGUUUUGUUUGUUGUGUAUUUUUUGUGGGUAUUAAAUGAUCAGUGGGAUGGCUCUGUCUUCCAGUAACCAUGUGGUAAAGAUGUCAUUUUGAACUACACAGCAGUUCGUAGUUACAGGUUCUCUCUGAUUAAUAUUUGCACUGUGCAUAUUCAUAAGUAACAAACACAAAAGAGAAAAGCAGCCUGAUUGCUUAUAAGCUUUUUUCACAAAAUCAAAUUAAAGUCUCUAGUUAAUGUGAAAGCUAUUUUUGUUUCUGCUCAGUCAUUAAACUAAUAUUCUACACAUAAAUUAAUAGUUACAGAGAAAGCUGUUGUAGAAAAAGACGGACUCCGGUUCUUUGAAGAAUUCAUACUACUUUUGUCGUACAUUGUAGUUUCUAACUUUAGCCAUUGUAUAUUCUAUUGAUGCCAUAACGGAUUACUACAAACUUAGUAACAACACAAAUUUAUUAUCUUACAUACAGUUCUGUAAGUCAGAAGUUCACUGUUGCUUCUUCAGAUCGCACAAGGCUGAAAACCAAAGCACUGGUAGGGUUGGGUUCUGGGGAGUAGACUGUUUCAAGGCUCUUUGAGGUUGUCGGCAGAAUUUAGUUCCAUGUUACUCUGGGACUGAAGUCCCAUUUCCUUUGUGGUUGUUGGCUAGGGAUCAUUUGGAGCUUCUAAGGGCCACCAUUGUUUACAGGCCCAUGUUUUCGUUUAUCUUCAAGGCCAGCAACAGGGGGUUCAUGCUUUGAAUUUCUCCUGCCUCUUCUGUCACUAUUUUUCUCUGACUGGCUGGCUGACUCUUCUGUUUUCCUCUUCUGAUUUUAAGGUUCCCUGUGAUUAAAUUGGGCUCACCUGGAUAAUCUGUUAUAAAGAUAUUAUUUAUUAGAGAAAGAACUCAAGUGGAGGGGAGGGGCAGAGGGAGAGGAAGAAGCAGACUCCCUGCUGAGAUGGAGCCUGACAUGGGACUUGAUCCCAAGACCCUGAGAUCGUGACCUGAGCUGAAGGCAGACGCUUAACCUACUGAGCCAUCCAGGCACCCCUAAUCUCUCUGGCUUAAGGUUAAAUGGCUAGCAACUUUAAUUUUAUCUAUAAAGUCCCUUUUGCCAAGUCACAUGUUUUUAGGAAUAACACCAAGGCAUAAAGAUCACAGGGGAAAAAAUUCUGUUUACCACAACCAUAAAAUAGGAAGGUGUAAAGGACCUCUGACCUAAUAGAACUUUACACUAAAGGCUGCCUAGGCUAAACAAGAUUUCAAUUUGCGUUAUUCAAAGAGAUUUGUUUUUAUUAGUUAAAACGGUUUUCCUUUAUUUCCUAAAUUUCAUGGAUGUGGAUGCUUAUCAUAGGAAAUUUGAAAAGAAAACAGAAGUAUGAAGAAGCUGAAGGAAAUAUCAUCCCUACCCUAAAAUAAAUACUUUUUAGGAAUUUGUCAUUAUAUAUUCAUUGUUUUCUCUUCCUAUAGUUUCCUUUAGAAUCUAUGUUUUAAAAGUUCUGAAGAUGUGUGGGGGAGGUUCUGCUCAAGAGAAUGCUGUCAUCUUAGAAGAACCAGGUGUUUCACGGAAGUACUCAAAAGGAGGAAGGGAAGGUUUUAUUGGUACAUGUUUAUAGGUUGCUAGAGGCCUGGCCUGUAAGUAAAUUGGAGUGUGCCUGUGUUAGCCUCUGUUAGGAUCAAGUUCCUUUGAAUGCUGUUGUCUUUAUCUUUUUAUACAAAAUUAAAACAAAAAAGUCCAUCUUUCCAUUUAAGUUUUAUGCUAGGUUAGGGUUUGUAGGAGGCAGAUGGCAUCUGCUUGGACAUCACUGCUUGGACAGCAGCAAUAUUACAGUGUUUACAUUAAAAAAUUUGGUACAUCAAUAAUGAGAAAUUUAGUUUUGAAUGCUAGGAUUUAAAGAAUGGAAGAAAUGUGGCUGACAUUAGUGCAACAGAACUAUAACCACAUAGUUAUAACCAUUGAUUAUGGAUAGGAUAGAAGCAAUUAUUCUUCCUACAAACCUGUUCCAUAUCAAUAAAUAGUAAUUUCUAUUAGACCAAAUGAUUCAUAUUUUAAAACAUUCAGUUUACCUAUAACAUCCCAGCCAUUCUUUUAAGAGUUGAAUGUCAAAACUAUAUUUUUGUUUCUAACAUCUUCAACUACAGAAAAGGCCAAGUAUUAAUAUUUAUACUGUAUUACGCACUAAGGAUUUUAGGACAUUUUUUAUUUAUAUUAUUUAUAGCCUGAUUACAACACUGAAGUAGACAAACUGAGUGUUACUAGCCCUGUUCUACUGAGUAAAUAGAGGCUCAGAGCUGAGCUACUGAAUUACAGCAAGAGACCAUCUGAUAAGCUGGCAAGAGUGAUAUAUAGUUUCUGACUCUACUAGACAGGAUUGUUGGCAGGAAAGGUCUCUGCUUAGCCUGUCUCUCACUUACCUCCUUGCCUACAGGCCAUACUUCUCUUCUACAGUGCCCACUGUAACAGGUCUUUUCCUGGAGUAUGGGAGAGGGCUGUACUUGCCUCUCACUGAGUAGCAGAUUUAAUUCAGGGGGUCCAACAGAAAUAGAUUUCCAAUAUUUGGUACCAGCCUUAAUCUCAUCUCUCAAAAAAGAAAUCUGAGUAAUUCCUUAAUUCUCUGUUCCACCUGUACUUCUAAUCAGUCACCAAGACAUUUUGUCUCUUUACCUCUGUACUAUCUCUAAUGGGGCUCUUAUACUAGAUAGUUCUCUUGCUGCUGUCUUAUGGCCUUUUGCUGGGGGAUCCCUGGGUGGCGCAGCGGUUUGGCGCCUGCCUUUGGCCCAGGGCGCGAUCCUGGAGACCCAGGAUCAAAUCCCACAUUGGGCUCCUGGUGCAUGGAGCCUGCUUCUCCCUCUGCCUCUCUCUCUCUAUGACUAUCAUAAAUAAAUAAUAAAAAAAAUUAAGGCCUUUUGCCUAGAAUAUUAGAGAAAUAAAGUUUUUUCAGUGUAUCAGCCAUGUUGCUAUGAUAGUUUUUCUUCCUUCCUCUCUAAAUAUCUGGCACUAGUUUCCUGCUUAAGACCUCUGAAUGUCUCCUCACUCUAGCGGAAAAUGUCCAAGUGAAAUCUUUAAGUUGCAGUUUACUCCAUUGCAGCUCUGGCCAUCUCUCACCAGACCUAGCAUAGAUUUUCCAUCUGUGUGUGCUCCUUGACCAGCAAACAUACUUGCAUAUAAACACUGAAUUUCGGUGUCCCUUUAUCUAUAAAACAUUUCUUAAUCUUCUAGGCAUUUCAUUUGUGUUGAAUAAAAGUGAUGAAAGCAGACAUCCUUGUUUUUGACCUUAGCAGAAAAGCACUUAGUUUUUCUCCAUUAAGGAUGAGAUUGCCUGCGGGUUUUUCAUAUAUGGCCUUUAUUAUGUUAAGGUAUGUUUCUUGUAAACCUACUUUGUUGAGGGUUUUUAUCAUGAAUGGAUGUUAUACUUUGUAAAAUUCUUUUUCUCCAUCUCUUGAAAUGAUCCUGUGGUUCUUUUUUCUUGUUGAUUUGAUUACAUGUUGAUUAAUUUGUGAAUAUUGAACCACCUUGCAACCUAGGAAUAAAUAAAUCCCACUUGAUUGUGGUGAAUGAUUUUUUAAAAUAUAUUGUUGGAUUCAGUCUCCUGGUAUUUUGUUGAUUUUUACACCUCUGUUCAUCAGAGAUACUGGCCUGAUGUGGUAUCAAAGAACCAGCUCCUGGAUUCACUUAUCUGUUUUAUUAGUUCCUAUAUAAUUUAUUUUUGCUCUAAUCUUUAUUAUUUCCUUCCUUUUGCUUAUUUUAUGUUUUGUUCUUUUUCUAGCUCCCUUAGGUGUAAGAUUAGGUUAUUUAUUUGAGAUUUGUCUUGCUUUUUGAGGUAAGCUUGUAUUACUAUAGACUUCCCUCUUAGAACCACUUUUGCAGCAUCCAAGAGUUUUCAUACACUUUUUUUCCUUUUAUUUCCUGGUUGACCCAUUCAUUGUUUAGUAGCAUGUUAUUUAACCUUUAUUUGUGGUCUUCCCAAAUUUUUUCUUGUGGUUUGACUACUAGUUUCAUACCACUGUACUCAGAAAAGAUGCAUAGUCUGACUCUGAUUUUUUUAAUUUGUUGAGGUUUGUUUUGUGGCCUAAUAUGUGAUCUAUUCUGGAAAAUGGUCCAUGUGCACUUGAAAAGAAGGUAUAUUCUGUUGUUUUAGGAUGGAAUGUUCUGAACGUAUCUGUUAGAUCCAUCUGAUCCAGUGUGUCAUUUAAAGCCAUUAUUUCCUUGAUUUUCUGUUGAUUUGUCCAUUGAUAUAAGUGGGGUGUUGAAGUCCCCUACUAUUACCAUAUUAUUGAUUAGUUUAUGUUUGUUAUUCACUAUUUUAUGUAUAUGAGUGAUUCUG